AUGGAUAUAGAAGAAGAGGAAAAAACAAUAAGCAUUCUGCGAGAGCAUAAUGAUAUUUUCGCAUGGAGUAUGGAAGAAAUGCCAGGAAUAGAUCCGUCUGUCGCAUGUCAUAAAUUAGACAUUAAGAAGACUGUAAAACCGUUCAAGCAAAGGAUAAAGAAAAUUGCAACUGAUUAUCAUCCAAAAAUAGAAGCAGAACUACAAAAGAUAUUUGGCAUCCCUGCACAAUUGGUGUCUGAUAAUGGAAAGCAGUUUGAAGGCGAGAAUAUAGCAAUGUUGCUCAAUGCGUUCAAAAUUCAAAGUGGCAAAUCUAAUCCUUUAUAUCCCCAGUGCAAUGGAAAAGUAGAAGCUACAAACAAAAAAAUCGCAGACAACCUGGAGAAAAAGUUAGAAGGGCACAAUAAAGGAUGGUGCGAACAAGCAGUGCUACCAACAGAAGUGAUCAUCCCUACCACAAAAAGAGAAGCUUGGGAAAAGAAUUUAAGUGCGGACUUGAUUUUAACAAAGCUAGAUGAUUUGGAAGAAGUAAGAGAAGUCGCUUUGCAGCACAUGGAAAAUUAUCAAAAAAGACUAGCUCGGGAAUAUAACAACCGGGCUAAAAUAAGAGAGUUCCAACCAGGCGAAUUAGUUUUGCGCGAGAUUCCAAUAUAUCAAAAACGAAAAGAUGGAAAAUUGGAGAAAAGCUGGGAUGGACCUUACAUAAUAAAAAGAAUAGUUGGAAAGGGAGCCUAUGAAUUAAUGGAUCAUGAAGGACGAAAUACAUGCCGUAAACUAGAUCGCCCUUGGAAUAGGCAAUUCUUGAAAAAAUAUUAUCCAUAG
This is a messenger RNA of Papaver somniferum (opium poppy), 819 nucleotides long. RefSeq lists its product as uncharacterized. Bases 1 to 819 code for a protein of 272 amino acids. Gene Ontology annotation, molecular function: nucleic acid binding. The transcript is spliced from 3 exons. The record is from RefSeq and is a predicted model, not a curated record. Gene Ontology annotation, biological process: DNA integration. Lineage: Eukaryota; Viridiplantae; Streptophyta; Magnoliopsida; Ranunculales; Papaveraceae.